Radiomyces spectabilis is the source of this 2822-nucleotide messenger RNA. RefSeq names its product Oxysterol-binding protein-domain-containing protein. Bases 66 to 2705 code for a protein of 879 amino acids. The record is from RefSeq and is a predicted model, not a curated record. The transcript has 7 exons. Gene Ontology annotation, molecular function: sterol binding. NCBI's taxonomy places the organism in Eukaryota, Fungi, Mucoromycota, Mucoromycetes, Mucorales, Radiomycetaceae. Gene Ontology annotation, biological process: exocytosis; ER to Golgi ceramide transport; piecemeal microautophagy of the nucleus. Gene Ontology annotation, cellular component: perinuclear endoplasmic reticulum; plasma membrane; intracellular membrane-bounded organelle.
UGGAUAAAAUUUAUGAGCACCGUUACUGCGUUGACAGCAACCUUUUUUGCUUGAACACUGUCGCCAUGGAAGUCGUUCAAGUUCAACCACGCGAUUCUUACCUACACUAUGUGUACGUUCCUUCAAGGAAUACUUGUAUACGCUGGUCUUUCACGACCAAAAACAAGAACAUCGGUUUCGGGCUGUACCGUCGCAAAGGGACAUCGUUACCUUCAUCGUCCAAUAUAAUUUUUCGAGCUCAUCAGCCAGUAGAACAGCGCCAACUAACUGCACCACCGAGAGAUCUAUAUAAUGCUGAACAGGAUGAUGCUGAAAACAGCUGCGCUGAUGAUUUACCUGCUUGUAAUGAAUCUCUAUACAGCAAUAACAAUGCUGCAUAUAAUCGUCCUCGGGCAAAAUCGGUCGCAUCGAUCCAGCUGAAAGAGCAGGGGCUCGACGAGAUUCUUCCAAUUUAUCGCACCAAUUCAAGUAACACCAAAAUCGAGGGCUCUUAUACAGUUGAUGAACCCGGCAAUUACGUACUCGUCUUUGGUAAGAACCUACACAUUGUUCACAAAGGAGUUUUGUGCAGCUUUUCCGUUGCACUGGCAGAUGCACAGACCACCAUUGACGCUGAACCUAAAAGUGGGGUUUCUGGAUGGCUUUUGAAAAAGAAACGGAAGCGAAUGCAAGGCUGGGCGAAGCGAUGGUUUCAGCUGUCCUCAUCAGGGUUGUUAUCUUAUGCAACUUCUCCUGGUAAUGUGAUUCGUGGAUCUAUCCAAAUUAUGGUGUCUACCAUUUCCGUCAAUCCAAAGCAACGCUCUAUCCACAUCGACUCCGGUACCGUCGUUUAUCAUCUGAAAGCGCUCACUGUUGAAGACCAUGAGAAAUGGACCGAGGCUUUGCGCGCUUAUCGAUCUUAUGCUCGAGAAGAAGAGGACUUGGAUACGACAGCUGCACACCAGGAAGACCAUGCAGAUAUUCAUCAUGUGAAUGGCACGCAUGAACACAGCGAGAGCGCGCAACUAGAGAUCGAGCGGGGCAUCGAAGAAGUAAAACGUUUGAUACAUCUUGCGGCAAACAUGAGAAGGAAAGCCGAUACAUUUUUCGGUCAAUUAGAUGGAGACGAAAGCUUGGCAGCGUCAAUAGCUGAUUAUAGACAAGAUCAAGAGACACUGAGACAGCUCGCUGAUCAACAGUAUACGCAGUGGAACCGAGCAAAAGAAGCGAUCAGCAGCACUCCAUUGACGAACCCCCGAGUCAACCGGUUGAGCCACCAGCAGCAACCAUCGCCUAGAUCUCACAGCAUCCAAUUAAGUCGAAGCGAUAGUGCUCGUUCAUGCGCCUCCACCUAUUCAGAUCAGUUCUUUGAUGCUGAGGAUAUCAUUAUCAAUGGUGACGAAGAAGAAGAUGAAGACGAUAGUGAUUUGGUCGUUGACAACGAUAGCGAUGAUGAAGAAAGCAACGAAAGCAACGAAAUCAGCGACGAAGGACGUGAUUCUGCGUUGGAUUUGACAAGUCUCAGUGAUUGCCAUCGCCGAUCUACUUUGCCUUCUGUUGCCGUUGGAGAUAUCGGCUCAGCUUUAUCCGUGUUUCGAAAGAAUGUUGGCAAGGAUCUCUCGACUAUCUCCAUGCCAAUCAAUAUGAAUGAACCGCUGAACUUGCUGCAAAAGGCUUGCGAAGAUCUAGAAUACUCGGAACUUCUGGAUAAAGCUUCCACGUUAAGCAACUCUAUGGACCGAUUGGUUCAUGUAGCCGUUUUUGCUGUAUCCAGUUACGCAUCCUCUCAAUACCGAACAGGGCGAAAGCCUUUCAAUCCCAUGAUGAGUGAAACUUACGAGUGCAUUCGUCCCGACAAAGGAUUCCGAUACAUCGCCGAAAAAGUAUCUCACAAUCCUCUCAUCAUUGCAGCUCAUGCCGAAUCGAAAAAUUACAAAUUCUGGCAAUGCACCAAAGUGAAGAGUAAAUUCUGGGGCAAAUCUAUGGAAUUCAUGACGGAAGGCAAUUUUCAUGUUCAGCUGACGGGACACGAUGAUCAUUUCACAUAUUCCAAACCCUCCAGUUGGAUGCGCAAUAUGAUUGCCGGGGAGAAAUACUUGGAGCAUGCUGGAGAACUGUGUAUUCGGAACCAUAACACCAAUGAAUAUGCCAUCAUCACUUUCAAGGAAGGAACGGGCGGAGGUUUGUUUGGAACACCUACCAAACGUAAUGAAGUAAUCGCCACAUUUUACGACGCCUCGGAUAAGAAAUGCCGAAGAGUGGUUGGAAAAUGGAGCGAUAAACUCGCGGAAGAAGUGGACAUGAACAAGCGACAACUCUCCGUUUUGUGGACGGCCAACCCUCCUGGCAUUGAAGACUAUGCCAAGUAUUAUGGCUUUACAAAAUUCUGUAUAGAAUUGAAUGAAAUUACUUCCAUUGAACAAGGAAAACUGCCAAAGACGGACACCCGGUUGCGUCCUGAUCAACGCAUGUACGAAGAAGGUCUGGUGGAUGAAGCAGAUGCAGAGAAGCAACGCAUUGAGCAGAAACAACGUGAUCGACGUAAGGAAUUAGAGCAACAAGGCGUUCCAUGGGAGCCACGCUGGUUUGUGUUGCAGGAUGACGCCUUUGCUGAGCCUGGAUUCAUUCCCUCAAGUAAUGAAAGCCAAUCAUGGCAGUACAACGGUCAAUAUUGGCAAUCGCGUGAAGCUCAACAAUGGCCAAGCGAUUUAUUAGAUCUUUGGUGAUAGAGCUUAAACUUUUACAUAUACCAUCUUUUGUAUCCAUUUUUUUUUUUCGGUUAAGUUAUGCAAGUUUUAUGGACAAACACUGUUCUUAUUUUAUUUAUUACAAAUUUGAAAGCG